AUGGCCAUGGUACUUCUAAGUACUCCGCCCGUUUUUGCAGCCGUCAGUGCGUGUGGUCGUGAGAGUGACGUUGGUACCAUUCCGGCUGAAGCCAACGGCAAUCCGACCCAGCACAACGGCGAACGAGAGUCAACCCGUGACCGAGCGAGGGCGAGAAAGGAAGGAAGAAAAGGAAGGAAGAAACAAACAAAGAAAGAAAUGAACAGGGCCUUGCUCUGCGGUUGCCGAAGCUCUGAGUUGUGGCUUUUCUAUCGUCUAGGCUCGUUCUUCGGACGACCUGACCCAAAGCGGAAAGCUUUCCCAGCAACAACCGUUGGCUUGAACAUUGACUUGUCGGAAACCAAGAUUUUGGCGGGUGUACUAGUUAUUGAAAUAACCAUAAUCAUAAUACCAACAGUAAUUAUGGAAGAUGAUGGGCUAACGGUCGGUCUGAAGGAGAUAUGA
Nannizzia gypsea CBS 118893 is the source of this 444-nucleotide messenger RNA. RefSeq lists its product as hypothetical. NCBI's taxonomy places the organism in Eukaryota, Fungi, Ascomycota, Eurotiomycetes, Onygenales, Arthrodermataceae. The record is from RefSeq and is a predicted model, not a curated record. The transcript has 2 exons. The coding region runs from base 1 to 444 and encodes 147 amino acids.